CGUGGGAUUUAGCAUCGAACCCGUCGUAUAUAAAGCAGCCUGUGGUCCAGCACUUCUUCCACGGAAAAAAACACCUCUGCUCGCUUCCGAGUAUCAUACAAACUAACAGACCUCUUUCACACUGUUCCACAUUCAUACGAGUCCUUCAUCAAGUCACUACCCACAAUGGCAUCCCUCCCCAAGACGUACAAGGCGGCGGUUGUCGAGUCUAAGAGCGCGCCUCUCAAGAUCGUCGACCAGGAGCUGAAGCAGCCUGGCCCCGGCCUCAUCCUUGUCAAGGUGCUGGCUUGCGGUGUCUGCCACUCGGACGUGGGCAUGCAGGAGGGCGGCUUUGGCGACGUGUUCCCCCGGGUUCCAGGCCACGAGGUUGUCGGCGAUGUGGUGGCCGUUGGCGAGGGCGUAAGCAGGUUCUCUGGCGGAGAGCGAGUUGGAGGCGCCUGGCACGGAGGUCACGACGGAACGUGCAGACAGUGCCAAAAGGGCUUCUUCCAGACGUGCGACAACGAGACGGUCAACGGCGUGUUUCGCGACGGCGGGUACGCGCAGUACGUGCUGCUCCGGUCCGAGGCGGCGGUGCGGGUGCCCAAGGAUGUGGACCCGGCCGAGACGGCGCCGUUGCUCUGCGCUGGAGUGACGGUGUUCAACAGCAUCCGCAAGAUGCAGAUUGAGCAGGGAAACAUUGUGGCGAUCCAGGGCCUGGGCGGCCUUGGGCAUCUUGCAGUGCAGUACGCCAGCCGGAUGGGCUACAAGACGGUGGUGCUCAGCUCAGGGUCGUCCAAGAAGGAGUUCGCGACGAAGCUGGGCGCGCACGUGUACAUCGACUCAAGCGCGUCGGACCCCGUCAAGGAACUCCAGAAGCUUGGGGGUGCAUCGCUCAUCAUCGCGACGGCGCCGAACCCCAAGAUCAUCUCGCCGCUUACGGGGGGUCUGCAGGCGGGCGGCAAGCUCUGCGUGCUCGCGCCGGUUGGCAACCUCGAGGUCAACACGAUCGAUCUCAUCGUCGGCGGAAAGUCGGUCUGUGGCUGGCCCAGCGGGCACCAGAUGGACUCGGAAGAGGCCAUCGACUUUGCGGCGACGCAUGGCAUCAAGUGCAUGAUUGAGCGCUUCUCCCUCGACGACGCGAAGAAGGCGUCGGAGCACAUGCUGUCCAACAAGGUCCGCUUCCGCAGUGUGUUGGUCAUGGAGUAAGGGGAUGGAGAGCCGGUACUGGGGAGGAUGACGACUGAGAUGAAGAAUGAUGAACACGAAUUAGUCAAAACGAAUCAAGAUCCCGCUGUGUCGCAAAGGGAAGGGUCUACGCUGCAUUUAGGGAACAAUACAGUUAUCCAAGUCCAGGGCUGAUUUAUUGCAA
Colletotrichum destructivum is the source of this 1351-nucleotide messenger RNA. Its product is annotated as Putative alcohol dehydrogenase, zinc-type, GroES-like superfamily, NAD(P)-binding domain superfamily. NCBI's taxonomy places the organism in Eukaryota, Fungi, Ascomycota, Sordariomycetes, Glomerellales, Glomerellaceae. Gene Ontology annotation, cellular component: cytoplasm. The transcript is spliced from 2 exons. The record is from RefSeq and is a predicted model, not a curated record. Gene Ontology annotation, molecular function: zinc ion binding; alcohol dehydrogenase (NAD+) activity. The coding region runs from base 166 to 1188 and encodes 340 amino acids.